Andrographis paniculata is the source of this 2228-nucleotide messenger RNA. Its product is annotated as amino acid transporter AVT6E. Gene Ontology annotation, biological process: amino acid transmembrane transport. The record is from RefSeq and is a predicted model, not a curated record. The transcript has a single exon. NCBI's taxonomy places the organism in Eukaryota, Viridiplantae, Streptophyta, Magnoliopsida, Lamiales, Acanthaceae. Bases 346 to 1785 code for a protein of 479 amino acids. Gene Ontology annotation, molecular function: amino acid transmembrane transporter activity.
UAAAAAAUGAAAAAAUAAAGUUGAAAAAGAGCGCAGAAGUUCAAUUGAAUCCUCCUCCAAUAGAAAAGCGGCAGACCCCCAAAAUCUUCUCUCCGUCAAGCAAACAAGGACGACUCAAUCGUUGAUUCUGAGAUCUAUACCUUCCUCAUCGCAAUUGAUCUCUGGUAAAGCCUCAUCAAUUUCUGCGGUUUUGUGUUUCUUCUUUUGCUUUUCGUUUUUGUGUUUUUUUUUAUUCUUCUUGUUGUCGAGUCUCCGGCGAUUGCUCCACCGACAGCUGCAGUUGUUACGCCUUCGUGUUUGAAAUUUUUUGUACUUAUUCGUACAUUUAUGUGGUGAGGAAUCUAGAUGGAUAGUAAUUACUCUAAAUUAGAGGCGAGAGAUGGAAGCCUUCAAUUGAAAGAUUCGUCUUUACGGCGGAUCUUACCCGAUGAAGGAGACGAGUAUUUGUAUCCACGCAAUGCGGAUGAUUCGGAUGUCGAACACAACGUUGAUUUUGAUGAUUUGCCUCUUAUUUUUGGUGAAGGAGGGAAGAAAUCUGGAUCGGGGAUUUAUGGCGCUGUGUUUAACCUUACUACCUCUAUUAUUGGGGCUGGAAUUAUGGCUUUGCCUGCCACAUUGAAAGUUUUAGGGUUGGUUUUGGGGGUGAUUCUGAUAUUUCUUAUAGGCAUUUUGUCGGAAAUCAGCGUGGAAUUGUUGAUUCGGUACGCAGUCUUGUGUAAGGCGAAUACGUAUGGUGAAGUUGUCGAAGUUGCAUUGGGGAAGACGGCUAAGGUUUUAUCCGAAAUAUGCAUAAUAAUUAACAAUGCCGGCGUUUUGAUUGUUUAUUUGAUCAUCAUGGGUGAUGUAAUGUCGGGAUCCAUUCGACACAUUGGUGUUUUCGACCAAUGGCUCGGCCAUGGCUUUUGGGAUCACCGGAAGCUCUUGAUUCUAAUAACGGUUGUGAUUUUUCUUGCGCCGUUAUGCUCGUUAGAUAAGAUCGAUUCGCUGAGCACAACUUCAGCCGCUUCUGUAGCACUUGCAGUAGUGUUUGUAGUGAUCGUGUUUGUUGUCGCCGCUAUAAAACUUGUUGAGGGGAAAGUCGAGCUUCCGAGAAUGGCUCCCGACUUCAGUUCCAGCAACGCGAUUUUCGAAUUGCUUGUGGUGAUUCCAGUCAUGUCGAAUUCUUACGUGUGCCAUUUCAAUGUUCAGCCGAUUUAUAAUGAGCUCGAGGAUCGAUCCCCGCGGAAAAUGUACAAAGUGGGAAGAAUCACGACUACUAUAUGCAUCUUGGUGUAUGCGUCGACGGCCAUUGCAGGAUAUUUGCUCUUCGGGCAGGAUACCGAAUCCGACGUGCUUACUAACUUUGACGAGGAUCUUGGCAUCCGGUUCAGCACAGCUUUGGAUUACAUCGUUCGCGUCGGUUAUAUUCUGCAUUUGGUUCUCGUGUUCCCCGUGAUUCAUUUUUCGUUGAGGCAGACGGUCGAUUCGUUAAUUUUUGAAGGGCUUAAUCCGCUGACCGAGAGUCGGAAGAGGUGUCUGAUAUUAACUAUGGUGCUAUUAGGGCUCGUAUAUUUCGGCUCGACUAUGAUCCCAAAUAUUUGGAUGGCGUUUAAGUUCACUGGAGCCACAACAGCCGUGUCGUUGGGAUUCACGUUUCCAGCGCUCAUCGCGUUGAGGUUAAACAAAGAAGGAGGAACCAAAUUGAGCCGUGUCGAAAGAUGCUUGUCGUGGUCGAUGCUUUCGCUUGCGAUUAUCGUUAGCUUUGCUGGAAUUAUCGGAAAUAUCUAUACGCUCAACAGUGCUUGAACCGAAUGUAAGAACCUCGUUUCUUGCUCGUUCGAGACGAUGAUUUUGCUUAUUUGCCUGAGUUUUCCGGUGACAGAGUAUUUCUAAUAGCGAAGCAUGAUCGACUUAGCAGACGUAUUUUGCUGCUGAAUAAAUGUAAUAGUUCGAAAAUCCGAUGCCUUUCUUCUUUAUACUUUGUUCUUUACUAGAGAUACAUAACAAUAUUUUUUAGUGUUGCUUCUGAUGCACCACUUAUACAUCGAUCUAUCUUUUUAUGUAUUAUUUGUCUUAUAUUGAAAUGCAUCUCUUGAAAAUAAUGUUUCUUUUCUGUUACUUCUAAUGUUGAUUGAACUCAGAACAAUCUUGAUCUGUGUUCAGUUCAGACAAUUGAUUGUAUUCUGUUAGAACAUUGCAAAGUAUUUGUCAUUUCCAGGAUGAAUUGAAGGUAUGUGGCUGUUAUAAUC